This is a messenger RNA of Cadophora gregata, 4002 nucleotides long. RefSeq lists its product as uncharacterized. The transcript is spliced from 9 exons. The coding region runs from base 1875 to 3620 and encodes 581 amino acids. Lineage: Eukaryota; Fungi; Ascomycota; Leotiomycetes; Helotiales; Ploettnerulaceae. The record is from RefSeq and is a predicted model, not a curated record. Gene Ontology annotation, molecular function: heme binding; oxidoreductase activity, acting on paired donors, with incorporation or reduction of molecular oxygen; iron ion binding.
UUUGUCCUCUUCCUCACCGCAAUCCACUCUCGCCGAUGCCACCCAUACGGAGACGAGUUGUCACAUCCCUGCGUCCAUUAUUAUUGGGACCCAGAGCCAGUCUAGCCAAAAUGCACAUCACGGCUAGCUGCGCCUGCUGGGAAAAAGCAACCUGCAGCUACAGGGGUCGGACCGUGCGAUUGACCGCAAAGACAGGGGGCGGCGAGCGGUGCGGAUUGUGCGGGUUUGCUACGACGUGCAACAAACAGUCUGUACUUGCAGCGAAAGGAAUUAAAGUUGCACGAAGAUGACGAUAUCUGUUGACCGAUCCUCAUCUCUGGGUUUUGGGUCGAUUUGGCGGGGUACCCGGGGUUUCACAACGUGCUGGGACUUUGACCACCUGGUGCCGAGACACUUGCAACUCGUAGUGUCCGUGAUUCCGCCAUCAGACACCUUAUCAAGACGUUACAUUUUGGAGGGUCUCUGUUGAUUUCAAAUUCUCGAUAUCGGAAGCUGGAAGUUUUUCUCCGAAAGUAAUUCUUUACCGAGGAAUGCUGCUAGGGGCAUCUGAUAGAUUAUCGUGCCACUGCUCUGAGACAAAUGAUAGCGCACCAUGCGCUUGCAAAGUUGCGGUGAAGGAUGGUAGCAAGUAUUUGUCUUGGACGAAAAACAGGGUCAUAGGAGACGCCCUACCACCUGCGUCAAGGCGUUGGAUGCUCGGGGAAUUCUGAGACGUUUGGUAUCCAAUGUUGACGUUCCAAGGCAUCGGAUAGAGUGGGCUCGAAGAAUGACAACCAGGAAAAAAGUGUCUCUGCUGCGCAACACUAAUUUUGGAUAUCGUAGUGGCGUAUCUAAAAAGUGCAUCUUGGGUAGGUUUGACACAGAAUGCUAUUUCGAGCAGCGCUGGCAGCUAUGGAAAGACUAUCUCAAUCAAUGUGUAAUGCAUUCCACAAAGCAGGCCAGCCGUUACCAUCAAUGUCAUGCCCUGCAUGGACACUUGGCAAGCGUCAGUACAUGUUCGAAUUAAUUGGCCAAUCCUGGGAGAUCGUGGGCUUCGGGGUUUGUCUUCGGACCAUUUAUGUCCAAAUAUUCUGGUAUCCACCUCAAGCUAUCCACUCAGCAGUUGACAAACAUAUGCAAGCUAGUGGAAGUGGUGCGGCCUGCUGGGUCCACCCCCACCAUUUCAAUUUCGCGUUCAUCUUAUCUCAUACGAGCAGAUAUUUGAAGGGUGUGUAAGAUUUCUGCUGUGGAAGGCAACUGCCGAUACACUGUCUAGGAGUGCUCCCAAAGGUCGCAAUAUUACUCGCUACCAGUGUACUGAGAACUAUGCACGCAUGAGAGAGAGGGGUUGAUUCAGGGAACAUAUUUCGGUAUAUGUUGCGGUCUGUAACUUGACAGGAUCUUCAUUGGUUUCCAAGGAUGAAGUCAAGCAGAUGGGAACGAUUUUUCGGACGAGCCGACGUAAAGGGUUCGAAUCAAGCUUCAUGCCCGUGUUACCUCCCAUCUUACUUCUGAGGGUACCUUCCGACGCGUCACUUGCAAGAAUCGGUGAAGAAUGUCUCCUACUCGAUUGGUCCCAGUCCGUCUCUAAACUUAGGUCACCUUAUGGUAUAGCCCUAUUUGAGUCACUGUUGGGCAAUAAACUUCUCAACCAUGGUCGGAACAAGGCCGAGGCACUCUGGGCACUCAAAAGCAAAAGCACUAUGCUAAGAUUGGAAUGUCUUUCGCCCUUUGGGCCGGCUUUCCAAACGUGUUUAGUGGGCGACGAGCCAAUAUGAACCUACCGUAAUCUCCCUCCAAAGUGGGGUCUCGAUUUGCACCGAGGGCCGGUCCAUACCCUCGGGCGCUCUGGAGUGAUUAGAGUGCUCUUGAGUGAACGGGUUGUACUUGGGUGAAUGGGUGGCAAUGCUGUGGAGCUGCAUGGUGGUAGCAGUGGUAAUUGGAACGGCCCGCCUUACCUUAGAAACUCAAAUAUAAGAGGCCACCCAUGGGCAGAGGAUUUCGCCCACGGGCAGUUUUCCUGCCACAUACAAUCCAAAAUGCUCGAGCAAUCUCUUCCAGAAGCAUUUGUUCCCUCUGUGGAAAGAAUGUUGACUGAAUCCCGUUCUCAUCUCAAAACACUUUGCAAUAACCCAGUGCCCUAUGCUCUGAUACUGGCAUUGUGCAUCUUGCUGGGUAGGAUUGCGUACUUGAAAUACUUCCACCCACUUGCAAGGUUCCCUGGUCCAAGCCUUGCACCGCUUUCAAAUGGCUUCUGGUAUUACACGAUUCUGAGUGGAAGAGGACCAUGGAAGAAUCAUAGCUGGCAUCAGAGAUGGGGACCGAUCGUACGGAUCGCACCCAACCACCUCAGCUUUGGCUCCCACGCGGCACAAAAGGCUAUUUACGGUUUCGGCACUCGCACAGUGCCGUCUAUGGUAAAGGAUCCGAUAUUCUUCACUCCUGAAGUCGAUCACUCGAUGAAUAUCAUAAACGAAACAGACCGAGAGGAACAUUCGCGCAUGCGACGCAUGUUGAGCUUUGCUUUCAGCAACUCCAAUCUUCUAGAGAAUGAAGAUGUUCUGGUGAGAAGGACCGAUGAGUUUGUGAAGACCAUUGGGACAAUGCAAAGUCAACACGGCAAGCGAGGGUUCAACAUCGUGCAGCAAUUCAAUUAUGUAACGUUCAACAUUAUGGGCGAGAUGUCAUUUGGGGAUUCUUUUGAUGCAAGACUCGCGGCACAGCCAGAACAUCGAUACCACUGGGCAGAUGUCAUUGUAAAUACGACAUACAUGAACGAUGUGAUGCGAGCAGUUUGCGUUAUUCCUGGAUUGUUCUCAUUCCUAGAGUGGUGGAAGACAGAUCAUAUGAAGAAGACAUUGUACAGGCAUGCGGAAUAUGCGACCGAGCAUACUGAAGCACGCCUGAAAAUAAACACUCCUCGAAAAGAUUUCACCUACCAUAUCCUCUCUUGCAAAGGACCUCGCCCUUCGACCCUCGAAAUGGGCUCUCACUUCAACGUAAUAAUGAUGGCGGGCGCAGUCACAACAGCAACAUUCUUGGCAGGAGUUACAUACUACCUCGGUCAUAACAAAGUGGCUCUAUCACGUCUGCAACACGAAAUGAGAACGCGAUUCAAGAGCUUGGAUGAAAUUACUUCUCGAGCGCUGAUGGAAUGCGAAUAUCUCAAUGCUGUUGUUGAGGAAGGGCUGCGAAUCUACCCUCCGGCUGGAGCAGGCCAUCUUUCUCGGAUCGUGCCAGCUGGCGGAUGCGAGAUUGAAGGGGAGUGGAUUCCUGAGGGAACUCGAGUUUCGGUGCAUUCCUGGUCCGUCCUCCGUGACCCUCUCAACUUCUGGAACCCAAGUGCUUUCAUUCCAGAACGUUGGAUGAAGAACGAGCCACAAGGCCAGGGAGGAGAUAGACUUGAAACCAGUUUACCUUUCUCUUAUGGACCCCGCGGAUGUCUUGGAAAGAAUCUCGCGUAUUUGGAAAUGCGCAUGGUUCUCGCGAAACUAUUCUGGCAAUACGACUUAGCUUGGUUUAACAGCGACGAAAUUGUUUGGGAGAGGGAUACCAAGGGAUACACACUUUGGGAGAAGCCAGAUUUGAGGGUCUUAUUGAGAGAUCACCACACCGGUGGGGUCUCCUCUAUGCAUCUGUAGCCAGGCUGGCCCGGUGCACUUCUCAUCUCUAUUGGGCCCGCAUUCUAGGCGUUCAUCAUCUGUUUAGUCUGUUUUUGGAUCAUGGAUCGAGUUCUCGAUUUCAAUUGGUGUGCUGGCGUUGGCACUGGUUGGAGGCUUUCGAUUCUUACAGUUACAUGCUGCCGGCGCAGGAAAAAGUUUGGUGAGCGAGAGGGUAAUUGUAAAUGUAAGUAAAUAUAAGAAUACAUUGAUAUAUUAAUAGGGAUUUAUUAUUUUUGAAUUUGAAAUGUUCAGCAGAAAAUCCAGAUCCACUGCCGCCGAUAAACCACAUGUUCUUCGCACGUGACAGCCUGCCCAUGUCGCGUUCAACGUUUGGAGACCUGCGACGUUCCACACAUCAGCC